ACUCAUCAAAAACACUUGUUCCAAAGUACUAAAAAAAAAAAAAAAAAAUGAAGUCCAAAGCUGUUGUGUUUGUGUGUCUGUUGUUCUUAAUCUUAGCUGUCCUUGCUAUUGCCGAAGGAAAUCAAGAGCAGCCUCAGAACGCUAAAGGUUCAAACGAAAAUCGAGUAGAAGAGUCAAAGCUACGUUGCUAUCAUGGAUGCUGCCACUAUUAUGGGUAUAACUGCGUGAAAUGUUGCCGAAAUCUUGCAGAAGCGCAGGCGGCGGCCGCUGCUGCUGCUGCUAAUAAUAAUAAUAAUAAUAAUGCUGCGGCCGAAGAGCGUGACAUGGAAGCAGUCCCCCAUGGAGGGAGAGGCCACGGCGGACACAGAGGUGGAUGGGGAGGUGGAAGGGGCGGAGGCGGAGGUGGAGGUAGGAAGUGAGUGGAGAAAAAAAAGUGUAAUUUAUGUGUUGAGUAAUGUUAGAAAGAGUGAGUGUAGUAAGGAAGGAAGAUAAUAAAUAAUAAAUGAAUGAAUGAAGGAGCAUAGUUGAGUAGAAUAGAAGGGUUAGAUCCCUUCACAGAUAGUGAGCAGCACUACUACUUUUUCGCCAACAACUCUUGUAUGUAAAAUAUACAAAUAUGUAUAUAUGCGACUUUGUUUUACGUUAUGCCCCAUUUUCUCUCUCUUCCCCAACUUUGGUCAAUUAACCUUAAAACAGCCAUAAACAUGAAA
Messenger RNA from Benincasa hispida (wax gourd), 710 nucleotides. RefSeq lists its product as uncharacterized. NCBI's taxonomy places the organism in Eukaryota, Viridiplantae, Streptophyta, Magnoliopsida, Cucurbitales, Cucurbitaceae. The record is from RefSeq and is a predicted model, not a curated record.